AUGUCCAUUUCCGAGCUUCAUUCGCGCUACGAGGCCGCUGGCCAGGCCCACCUCUUGAACUUCUGGGACACCCUCUCGCAAUCGGAGCAAGCCUCGCUUGCCGAACAACUCACCUCACUCGAUAUUGAACGCGUCAAUCGCAUUUACACCAAGUCCGUUCAGGCAGAAACGGAUGCGGCUGCCUCUGGCGCCCACGAUCCUAUCGAGCCCCUCCCAAAAGACGCCUCUGAUUCAGUGAAAGCUGGCAAGGAAACAGAGUGGAGGGCUAUUGGCUUGGAGGCUAUUGCAGCCGGCAGUGUUGGCGUGUUGCUUAUGGCUGGUGGACAAGGUACUCGUCUUGGAAGCAGUGCACCCAAAGGGUGCUACGACAUCGGUCUCCCCUCCCACAAAUCGCUCUUCCAAAUCCAAGCUGAACGCAUCGCCCGCUUGCAGACCGUUGCGGAAGAGACACACAAGAAACCUGCCGGCUCUGUCAUUAUACCUUGGUAUAUCAUGACUAGUGGUCCAACCCAUGGCGACACGACGGAGUACUUUGCAAAGAACUCUUACUUCGGGCUCGACUCCAAGAAUGUGGUCUUCUUCCAACAAGGCACGCUGCCCUGUCUAACAAUGGAUGGCAAAGUUAUUUUGGAGUCACCGUCCCGCGUCGCGGUUGCUCCAGGCGGCAACGGUGGUCUCUAUGCCGCUACACGGAGUCCCAUUUCUUCCAACGACAAGUCACACACCGUCCUCACCGAUCUCACCAAACGAGGCGUCAAAUUCAUCCAUGCAUAUGGUGUCGACAACUGCCUCGUUCGCGUGGCUGACCCAGUCUUUAUUGGUUACAGCAUCGCUAAACAGGUAGAAUGUGCCGCGAAGGUCGUCCCCAAAAUCUCUCCGACAGAGUCAGUCGGCGUUGUUGCCCGCCGUGGAGAUAAAUUCAGUGUUGUUGAAUACUCCGAAAUCACCACCGCACAAGCCGAGAAACGGGAUGCUGAGACCGGAGAGCUUGCGUUCCGCGCAGCCAACAUCGUCAACCAUUUCUAUACGACCGAGUUCUUGAACAAGGUCGAGGCCUUUGAGGAGGAGCUUGCGUUCCACAUCGCCCGCAAAAAAAUCCCCUACGUCGAUUUGGAGACCGGCCAGACUGUCAAGCCCACGAAGCCCAACGGGAUGAAGCUGGAGAUGUUCGUGUUUGAUGUCUUCCCCUUCACUGAGCACUUCUCGGUGUUGGAGGUAUCACGAGAAGAGGAGUUCAGUCCACUGAAGAACGCCCCAGGCACCGGCUCAGAUGACCCUGAGACAAGUCGACGGGACAUCUUGGCUCAGCAAACGCGUUUCUUGCGCAAGGCCGGUGCUACUGUAUCGGAGGGCGUUGAGAUUGAAAUCUCACCUCUGGUGAGUUACGCUGGGGAGGGAUUGGAAGGCAUCAAGGGCAAGACAUUCACAAAGUCAGGAAUCGUGAGCGAUUUGGUGGAACUGGACGCUUUGAUGUAG
This is a messenger RNA of Mycena indigotica, 1476 nucleotides long. RefSeq lists its product as uncharacterized. Gene Ontology annotation, molecular function: UDP-N-acetylglucosamine diphosphorylase activity. Gene Ontology annotation, biological process: UDP-N-acetylglucosamine biosynthetic process. The record is from RefSeq and is a predicted model, not a curated record. The transcript has 2 exons. Bases 1 to 1476 code for a protein of 491 amino acids. Lineage: Eukaryota; Fungi; Basidiomycota; Agaricomycetes; Agaricales; Mycenaceae.